This is a messenger RNA of Punica granatum (pomegranate), 387 nucleotides long. NCBI's taxonomy places the organism in Eukaryota, Viridiplantae, Streptophyta, Magnoliopsida, Myrtales, Lythraceae. The record is from RefSeq and is a predicted model, not a curated record.
AUGUCUUUGGAGUUAGAUAUUCCUAGGUUCUUCCGGGACCUUGGACCGAACAGCGGAGCGGGAAGCAUUGUCCAGGGGAUUGGCGGGUCGGCUCCCAGAAUCUCCACCAAAGACCUGGACAAGCUUCCUCAGUUCGACUACAAAUCAUGGUCGGAAAAGGAGAAGGCCAGUCAUCUUCCUGUGGUUGUAGACUGCGCAGUUCGCUUAGAGAGCUGCAGGCUGCUGCCGAAUCGCAAGUGCACGCACAGCUUCCACUCCCACCGCAUCAACUUGUGUCCCCCGAAGACUCCCAUCUGCAGGGCUGCCAUUAAUGCUCCGCCGAGCUGCAGAGCUCUCGAGGAGGCAGGACAAGACAGAGCUUCACAAGAGAUGUUCAUGUCGAAUUGA